GAAUGGCCUGGGUGGGGAAUCCCACUGCAGUUGGGCUCGAGUCUCAGAUCUUCCUCCUGCCUGUGCUCUCUCUAAUGACGACAAGGAGAGAAAGAGAGCCUACAGGAAUGGCUUUCUCAAUGUGCCCUAGAUUGCUAGAACAAAAUAAAAAUUAACUCCUAAAUGUUUCUAACAUGAAUUAGAACAUGUAACGCUAAAGUACCAAAUCAGCAUAGUCAUUCAUAACCCAAAUAGUUCACCAUUCAUGCAAAUGAUAGCGUGUAUAUCUUAACACACUCUAGAUCCUAGAUCGAAAGGUCAUAUGUGCUCAAUUCAUUUGUCAAAUGCAAUCUAAUAUGCAUAUUAAUGAGCUGAUGGAGUGCAGAAAAUUGCAUUCUGCAUAUGAAAUACUUUUAAAAUGAAAUAAAUUAAUUCUGUUCCCAUGAAAGAAGGCUGAAUGCAUUGGCACACCAUUGGUAUGCAAAAAAAAUCCUCCAAAAAGCUAGUUUGAAAAAAUAUUCCUCUAUUCUGAAAGCCGAGUCUGAAAACAGCCACAGUUCUAACCUAUUUCCAGUUUUUUUUUUAAUGUUCAGAAAGCAAAUUAAUCAAACGCACCAUCACUUUGAAACGGUUCGAGUGGCUGAGCUCUGUGCGGAGGCUGCGUCUGCAGAGCGCUGGUCCCCGCAGUGGAGAGAGGGUUAAGAAUACCUAGUUGAAAUGGGGGAGGGUACCGACUUUGGAUUUACUUAAAUAUUCAUGGGGCUUCCUCCAUUUUAAUCUUCUCCUUUUUAAAAGAUGGCUGUGUUUCCCAGCCUGGCAACCCCUCAGGAAAGAAUUGCUCCUUCCAGGCAGAGUUCAGCUGAGCAGGACUAAUCUAGAGUGGAAACCCCUUCGGCCACCAGGACUAUUCAUAAUUCAUAAGUGCUGCAAACCAGCCAGCUGCAUACAUUUGGACAGGCUCUUGCUCCUUUGUGCAAUUGCUGAUUUCAUUACUGUGUCUGCCAGGAAAGAAGCGGGCAGUGCAGGCUUCUCGCAAGAAUGGAGUGCGAACGUGGGCUUUGUUUGGAUUAGAAAAUGCCCUAAGUUGUGGAGGCUUGGUCUUUUCUAAGUUUUGAUUAUUUUACCACUGAAUCUGCAAGGCUUUCCCGAUCCUUUCGAGAUUGCUCUCUCAGAACUGUGAAUUCUUUCGAAGGGAUUUGUGGAUUGCGGAAGGAGAGCAUUCCAAAAUGCCUGAGGCGAACUAUUUGUUAUCUGUAUCUUGGGGUUACAUCAAGUUCAAAAGAAUGCUGAACCGGGAGCUGACACACCUCUCAGAAAUGAGCCGAUCAGGGAACCAGGUGUCUGAAUAUAUUUCAAAUACUUUCUUAGACAAGCAGAAUGAUGUGGAGAUUCCAUCUCCCACCCAGAAAGACAGAGAGAAAAAGAAAAAGCAACAGCUCAUGACACAGAUAAGCGGAGUGAAAAAACUGAUGCAUAGUUCAAGCUUAAACAAUACAAGCAUCUCACGCUUUGGAGUCAACACGGAAAAUGAAGAUCAUCUGGCCAAGGAGCUGGAAGACCUGAACAAAUGGGGCCUCAACAUCUUCAACGUGGCUGGGUAUUCACACAACAGACCCCUAACAUGCAUCAUGUAUGCCAUAUUCCAGGAAAGAGACCUCCUAAAGACAUUCAAAAUCUCAUCUGACACAUUUGUAACCUACAUGAUGACCUUAGAAGACCAUUACCAUUCUGACGUGGCAUAUCAUAACAGCCUACACGCUGCUGAUGUAGCCCAGUCAACCCAUGUUCUUCUUUCUACGCCAGCAUUAGACGCCGUCUUCACAGAUUUGGAAAUCCUGGCCGCCAUUUUUGCUGCUGCCAUCCAUGACGUUGAUCAUCCCGGAGUCUCCAAUCAGUUUCUCAUCAACACAAAUUCGGAACUUGCUUUGAUGUAUAAUGAUGAAUCUGUGUUGGAAAACCAUCACCUUGCCGUGGGUUUCAAACUGCUGCAAGAAGAGCACUGUGACAUCUUCCAGAACCUCACCAAGAAGCAGCGCCAGACGCUCAGGAAAAUGGUUAUCGACAUGGUGUUAGCAACUGAUAUGUCCAAACAUAUGAGCCUGCUGGCAGACCUGAAGACAAUGGUGGAAACAAAGAAAGUUACAAGUUCAGGUGUUCUUCUCCUGGACAACUAUACUGAUCGUAUCCAGGUUCUUCGCAACAUGGUCCACUGUGCAGAUCUGAGCAACCCCACCAAGUCCUUGGAAUUGUAUCGGCAAUGGACAGACCGCAUCAUGGAGGAGUUUUUCCAGCAGGGAGACAAAGAGCGGGAGAGGGGAAUGGAGAUUAGCCCAAUGUGCGAUAAGCACACAGCUUCUGUGGAAAAGUCCCAGGUUGGUUUCAUUGACUACAUUGUCCACCCGCUGUGGGAGACCUGGGCAGACCUGGUACAGCCUGAUGCCCAGGACAUUCUGGAUACAUUAGAAGAUAACAGGAACUGGUAUCAGAGCAUGAUACCCCAGAGCCCCUCCCCACCCCUGGACGAGCAGAACAGAGACUGCCAGGGCCUCAUGGAGAAGUUUCAGUUUGAACUGACCCUCGAUGAGGAGGAUUCUGAAGGACCUGAGAAAGAGGGAGAGGGCCACAGCUAUUUCAGCAGCACAAAGACACUUUGUGUGAUCGAUCCAGAAAGCAGGGAUUCCCUGGGAGAGACUGGUGUAGACAUGGCAACAGAAGACAAGUCCCCAGUCGACACAUAAUCUCCCUGUCCAUGUGGAGACGAACAUUCCACCCUUGACAAGCAUGCCAGCUGUUUGGUAGGGCCAGCCCGACAUGGGGGCCCAGGCCUGCACGGGACAAGGGCCAUGUGGCCUUUCCAGUUACUUGAGUUUAGAGCCAGAAUGCAAGACCGUGAAGCAAAGAGCAGCUCAGGAAACUCCACGGUUGACUUGCCUUGCUUGCAAGCUUGGUGGAGAGCUGAAGCUUCACGUGGUACUGGAGGCCAAGUUCGGAUCAUGACUACAUGGCUUGAAAAUGGAAGACACAAAACUGAGAGAUUUUUCUGCACUAAGUUUUGGGACUCUGUCCCCCCUAGUGACCGAACUGACUGACUAAUAACGUCAUUUAUAAAUCUGCUCACCUGUCCCCUUGUCUGCCAACCUGUGUGCCUUUUUUGUAAAACAUUUUCACGUCUUUAAAAUGCCUGUUGAAUACCUAGAGUUUAGUAUCAACUUCUACACAGAUAAGCAUUCAAAGUUGACAUGAACUUUUUUGACUCUUUCUGGGGAAACCAAAAAAGGAAAGAACACGGUCUUCCUUCUCUCUUGGGCAAUAUCUUUCACUUUACUACAGCGACUUUUGCAAAUAGAAAGGCUACGCUUCUAACCACACUCCACUUCCUUCCCCCGGUGUCCCAUCCAACUUGUUGCCUCUGUCUGCCUGCUCUGAACAGUAAUUUUUUCUCCUCUAGAGUUUCACUGUUUUGCUGUAAACAGAAUAAAGUUGAACAAACUAAGGGGCAGGAAGGGUAGUUGUGUUGUUCACAAUAACAGUCAGUGUAAAUUCACCUUGAUGAGGCAGUGCGCCCCGCGUGGCUGGCCCCCGGGCCCCGGGAGCGCACAUCCCCGUCCCCUCCUCGCCCCCCACCCCACCCCCCUUGACUGAUGACGCCCUUGCCAACUUCAUGCUGCCGUCUCUCUCUUGCACUGCCUUCUGCCCUGACACCUCCAUUCUGUUUAUAACCGUGUAUUUAUUACUUCAUGUAUAUAAUGUAAUGUUUUGUAAGUUAUUAAUUUAUAUAUCUAACAUUGCCUGCCAAUGGUGGUGUUAAAUUUGUGUAGAAAACUCUGCCUAAGAGUUGCGACUUUUCUCGUAAUGUUUUGUAUUGUGUAUUAUAUAACCUGGACGUCGCUUAGGAGAGACACGCGGCCCCUCGCCAGUGAGGAGUCGCUGGGCUUUUCUUCAGAGGCUCUGCCCUUGCCCCCGUCUGAGUUGCUAAUCCCACGCAACCCCUUUAUGAACCGGUUUUGGAAACAGGAUUGUCACAUUAGAUACUAAAUGGUUUAUACUGAGCUUUUCCUUUUGUAUAGUUUGUUAGGGGGCUGGGCAGGGCACUGUAGUCUUGGCCCACGUUCCAUCCGCGUCUGCGUGUGCAGGAGUUGGGCGACAACUGGGUUCUGCUAUCGCUGUAGCUUCGGUUUAAAAAGCAACACUACAUUUGCUCCCAGGCGGCUCUUUGAGUGUUCCCCAACUACUGACUUCGACGAGAAAGCCCCCCGCCUGCCGUUGGGCAGGAACGUCAUGUUCCAAUUAAUUACAAAAGAAAACAAUAAAACAAUGUGAAUUUUAUAAUAAAAUGUGAACUGAUGUACUAAAUUGUGCAAAUGUGAAGCUUCCGGUGACACUUGUUAGGCUUCCUACUGCCUUCAGUCUCAAUUUGUAAAAUGUAUUUCACGCUUUCAGUUUCAGCCUUGUGACUCAGUAGUUAAAAAAAACGGCACAAAUGUGCAUGACCAAUGGGUUUGUAUGUCUGUGAACACUGCUAUUCAGGUGGACAUUUGAUUGUUUUCAAAAGUUUCUCACCAUGUAUGUUAUAGUAUUAUUAUUAUAUAUUGUGCUCAAAUGCAUUCUUCAGAGACUUUUAUAUGAGGUGAAUAAACGAAAGCAUGAUUA
Equus caballus (horse) is the source of this 4629-nucleotide messenger RNA. It is a transcript of the gene PDE4B, whose product is annotated as phosphodiesterase 4B. Gene Ontology annotation, cellular component: cytosol; perinuclear region of cytoplasm; nucleus. NCBI's taxonomy places the organism in Eukaryota, Metazoa, Chordata, Mammalia, Perissodactyla, Equidae. Gene Ontology annotation, molecular function: transmembrane transporter binding; 3',5'-cyclic-AMP phosphodiesterase activity. Gene Ontology annotation, biological process: signal transduction. The record is from RefSeq and is a predicted model, not a curated record.